CGUCAGCGUACAUCUGAGCACCGAACCGCCGCCCAGUUAAGGUUUCACGGCUUACUCCCAAACUGUUUGCUCUCUCGAGCAAUAAUCUUUUAUUUCGCUUUUUUUUUCUCUGCUUUCCUUCGUCGUCCUUUCUCACGUCUCUUCUCGGAACUCGACCUGUGCUGCAAUCAUGGAUGAGUCUGAGAGACAGGCUUCAAGACUGUGGCGGACUUUUCGCACAGUCAAGGAAAUGGUCAGAGAUCGGGGCUAUGACAUUAGUGAUGAGGAUAUCAACAUGACGCUGGACGAGUUCCGUUCGAGAAUGUGCGAUUCCAUGGGUGUGCCGCAACGUCCUUUAAUGGGCUUCCAGGCGACCCCGACCGCCGAAGCGCAGGCAAAAUUUCCCGAUCUUGGAAGUUUGUGGGUCGAGUUCUGCGACGAAGCUGCCGUCGGUAUCAAAACCAUGCGAACGUUCUGCCUUCACAUCAUGGACAAAUCUUUCUCCAGCGGCAUCUUCAUCUAUCAAACUUCGAUCACCCCUUCAGCGAACAAGCUGCUGCCAACAGUGGCUCCCGCAACUAUCGAAACCUUCCAGGAGUGCGAUCUACUUGUCAACAUCACACACCACGAACUGGUACCAAAGCACAUCCGUAUGUCGACUGAGGAAAAGAAGUUAUUGCUAGAGAAGUAUAGAUUGAAGGAGAGUCAACUUCCAAGAAUCCAGAGAGAAGAUCCCGUGGCUCGCUAUUUGGGUCUUAAAAGAGGAAUGGUUGUUAAGAUUAUUCGGCGCAGUGAGACUAGUGGACGUUAUGCGAGUUAUAGGAUAUGUUUGUAAAAUUAGUACGAAGGGUUUCGUUAAUCAGGUUUAAAAUGCACAAAGAGUUGAACAACG
Messenger RNA from Myxozyma melibiosi, 871 nucleotides. RefSeq names its product DNA-directed RNA polymerases II 24 kDa polypeptide. The transcript is spliced from 3 exons. Bases 170 to 814 code for a protein of 214 amino acids. Gene Ontology annotation, cellular component: RNA polymerase I complex; RNA polymerase III complex; RNA polymerase II, core complex. Gene Ontology annotation, biological process: DNA-templated transcription. NCBI's taxonomy places the organism in Eukaryota, Fungi, Ascomycota, Lipomycetes, Lipomycetales, Lipomycetaceae. Gene Ontology annotation, molecular function: DNA binding. The record is from RefSeq and is a predicted model, not a curated record.